Messenger RNA from Exophiala aquamarina CBS 119918, 1233 nucleotides. RefSeq lists its product as uncharacterized. Gene Ontology annotation, biological process: epoxide metabolic process. NCBI's taxonomy places the organism in Eukaryota, Fungi, Ascomycota, Eurotiomycetes, Chaetothyriales, Herpotrichiellaceae. Gene Ontology annotation, molecular function: epoxide hydrolase activity. The coding region runs from base 1 to 1233 and encodes 410 amino acids. The record is from RefSeq and is a predicted model, not a curated record. The transcript has a single exon.
AUGGCUGACAUUCAGCCCUUCACUAUUUCCAUUCCAGGGAAGCAGUUGGACGACUUAAAACUUCGCUUAUCUCUCGCUCGCUUUCCUGACGAACUCGACGAGGCCGGAUGGGAGUAUGGCGCCCCAUUGGCAGAUAUCAAGCGAAUCACUCAGUACUGGAAAGAGAAUUACGAUUGGCGCGCCGCGGAGCACAGACUCAAUGCCACUUUCUUGCAGUUCACGACUUCCAUCACCGUUGAGGGCUUCGAUCCCAUCAAAUUGCACUUUAUACACCAAAGGUCCCGUAUAGCAAACGCGAUCCCUCUUCUCUUCGUUCAUGGAUGGCCCGGAAGUUUCAUCGAGGCGCUCAAAAUCGUGCAGGAGCUUUCUUCACCCAGUGACCCCAAAGCACCAGCCUUUCACGUCAUUGCGCCCAGCCUACCGAACUUUGGCUUCUCUGAAGCCCCCAAGAAGAAAGGAUUUGCGGUAGCACAGUAUGCGGAAAUCGUGCAUAAGCUCAUGCUCAAGCUUGGCUAUACUGAGUACGCUACCCAAGCAGGCGACUGGGGAUUUCACAUCACUCGCACUCUGUGUCUCCAUUAUCCGCAACAUUGCAAGGCGAUACACGUGAACAUGGACGAGGGUAGCCAGCCAAAAUUUACAAGCAACCCUCUUUUAGCCCUGGAGUAUGCCACCACUCCAUUCACCGAGCGAGAAAUUAAGGGACGCGAGCGCACAGAAUGGAUGUUAAGGGAGAGCUCCGGUUACCGCACCCAACAAAGCACAAAACCGCAGACUUUAGGGUACUCGCUUGCCGACUCACCGGUCGGCCUGCUCUCGUGGAUCUACGAAAAGAUAUGUGAGUGGAGCGACAAAUAUCCAUGGACCGAGGACGAGAUCUGUACGUGGAUGAGCAUAUAUUGGUUCUCGACGGCGGGCCCUGCAGCGAGCUUGAGAAUCUACUACGAAGAGGUCCACAGGUGGGACGACCCUGCGCGGCGGGUCACGAGAGAUCGCACCAGGCAGUAUAUCGGAGGUGUGAAGCUGGGGUUGACGCAUUCGCCCGCGGAAGUCAGGGUUUAUCCAAGUACCUGGACGAGGACUCAAGGAGAUGUUGUGUUCGAGAGGUUUUAUGACUCAGGUGGACACUUUUUCGCGUAUGAAAAGCCAGAGCAUUUGAUUGCGGAUGUGAGAGACAUGUAUGGCCGAGGAGGCGGUGCAGAAGGCGUGAUCAAAGGAAAGAAUGGCUAUUAG